Molecule: messenger RNA, 1434 nt
Organism: Colletotrichum godetiae
Lineage: Eukaryota; Fungi; Ascomycota; Sordariomycetes; Glomerellales; Glomerellaceae
Exons: 2
Coding region: 299-1123 (274 amino acids)
Biological process (GO): poly(A)+ mRNA export from nucleus
Cellular component (GO): nucleus
Source: RefSeq, a predicted model, not a curated record
CUGGGAAGGUCCCCUUUCUUGUUGAGCCUGGGAGGUACCUGUCUACCUCACCUUCUCAAAGCUGUCGUCCUGUGAACCAAAGCAGCAACGACGCGCCUCAAAAAUCGUCAUAACCCCCGACGAUCCAUCAACGACCGCCCCUUCUCUCCGCCUUCCAAGUUCCACCCCCAAUUCCAUCAUCAAUUUCUUCUUCGCCCAAGUUGCGCAACCUUUUCAACGCUGUCGCCUUCGCAUCAAACGUUCUGACAUCAUAUCGAUAAAACUCAACCAUUCCGACUAUAAACCAAUUGUCGCAAAGAUGGCUACCGACUACAGCUCGUUGAAGGUCCCGGAGCUCAAGAAGCUCCUCCAGGAAAGAAGCCUUCCCGCAACGGGCAAUAAGCUCGACCUGGUCAAUCGCCUCAAGGAGAACGACGCGCAAUCCGCGCCCGCCGCCGCAGAGGAGGACGAAAUCGAUUAUAGUGACGACGACGAGCCCGCACCUACCAAGGCCGCCGAAGCACCCAAGCCCGCCGCCGAAGCUGCCCCGGCUGCCGAGGAAUCUAAGCCUGCCGCUGUUUCUGCUGCAGCUGAGCCUGCCGCCCCCGCCACCGAAGCCGCCCCCGAGGCUGCGCCGGCGGCUGAGACGACCGCGGAAGAGGAGAAGAAGACAGAGGAGACUGCAGAGGCUGCCGAGACUGCGCCAAAGGAAAACUUUGCUCUCAACCUGGAUUCGACUGAUGCCGCAGCGGAAGCCAAGAAGCGCGCCGACCGCGCCAAGCGAUUCGGCAUCGACGAGGACGAGGAGGCCAAGAAGAAGGCUGACCGCGCAAAGAAGUUUGGCGUCGAGGUUGGCAGCGUCGCAGGUCUUGACUCUGCGCUCCCCGAGAGACGUCCCAAGCGCGGCCGUCCUGAGCGCUCCGAUGAGCAGCCCGGACGCGAUGCCAAGCGACAGAGCACCGACGGUCGUGGACCUCGCGGUCGCGGCGGCAGGAACAACAGAAAUGGAGGACGCCCUGAAGGCGGCCGCCGCCAAGGUGGUGGUCGCGAGGGCGGCGGCGAUCGCGAUACCAGGCGUAGCGCAGCUGUCGACCCUGCCGAGAAGGCGAGAUUGGAGGCGAGAGCGAAGCGCUUUGCCAACUAAGUACUUGAAGUUGCUGCUCGUUCGAAUGGCGAGAGCCCCGGAGGAUGGGGCCUGUAUACUAUGCCCGGGAAGAGGUGGCUGGCGUUUCGGUCUACGACAGAUGAUUGGGAGACGCAAACCAGGCAUGCGAUUAAAAACAACGCACGUCUUUGGUCUAGGAAAGGCGGAGACGAUUCAAAACGAGAUGGCAUCGACAGCACGAGUCAUCUCAAACAAGAUAUUUUUGACAGUAAUGGAAUAGAGCUAAAAGUCUUUUGGUGUUCCCCAUAUUUCCAGUCCCCCGUGAGCACUACGGACGUCGACUAUCUAUG